AUGCUCUUGCUAUGCCCAAACACUCCAAUUCUUGCCACUUGUUCUUCUAUUGGCAACCAAUUGGCAGCAGCAACAGCAACUGAUGGUAAUUAUGGCGGCAUCAACAAGUCAUGUUUUCACAUGGAGAAACAAGCUCUUCUUCAUUUCAAAGCUUCCCUUCAAGACCCCCUUGGCCAACUCUCUACAUGGAGACCUGCAGAAGAUGAUGAUUGCUGUCAAUGGAGUGGAAUCACCUGCAACAACCAUACAGGUCAUGUCACAAAGCUCCACCUGUCGUCCAAUCCUUUUAAAGGUCUUGGAGGUGAGGUUAGCCCUUCAUUGCUUCACUUAACCUACUUGAAUCCUCUUGACCUUUCCAGAAAUUGA
Cynara cardunculus var. scolymus (artichoke) is the source of this 366-nucleotide messenger RNA. RefSeq names its product receptor-like protein EIX2. The transcript has a single exon. The coding region runs from base 1 to 366 and encodes 121 amino acids. Lineage: Eukaryota; Viridiplantae; Streptophyta; Magnoliopsida; Asterales; Asteraceae. The record is from RefSeq and is a predicted model, not a curated record.